Messenger RNA from Guillardia theta CCMP2712, 890 nucleotides. RefSeq lists its product as hypothetical. The record is from RefSeq and is a predicted model, not a curated record. Gene Ontology annotation, molecular function: intramolecular lyase activity. NCBI's taxonomy places the organism in Eukaryota, Cryptophyceae, Pyrenomonadales, Geminigeraceae. The annotation marks the transcript as partial. The transcript has 10 exons.
CAAUGCUGAAGGCGCUAACUAUCGUGGCGGCACUGGCGGCAUGCAGAGGAGAAGGCGGCCUCUCUCUCCCUGCAUCCUCGUCCCUCAGCCCCUAUGCACGUUCCUCCCCCCUCCUGGUCGCGCAGGCUCAGCAGGGCGGUGCGCUGGCGAACCGCCUACGAGGAGGAUCGGGAUUUGUUGAGAAACACACAGGAAUCACUUUCCCGGAGACCGUCAAGGCAGGUUCAAAGCUCCUAAAGUUCAUUGGAGCUGGCGAGAGGAAGAAGGCUAUCCUGGGGCCCGUUGCUGUGAAUGUGUACGCGGUGGGGAUGUACGUUGACUCCGACGCUGCAAAGGCGGCGGCUCCCAAGGACGAGAAGUCUGCGAAUAAGGCCCUCCUAGAGGGCUCGUACCCUAAAGCGCUCAAGAUCGUCAUGGCUCGAACCGUUGGAGCUGAGAAGAUCGGAAAUGCGCUUGCGGAGUCUCUUGAGCCCAGGGUCAAGGGGACAGAUGCGCCGUUGGAUGCGUUCAAGAGCUUCUUCGGCUCGAUGAGCAAGUUGGAGACGAACAAUGAGAUCGACUUCAUCCAGAUGGGAAGUGACCUCCAGGUUUCAGCUCUUGGACAGAAGAAAACAUUUUCGUCAGCUCCUCUUUGCAAGGCUAUGUUUGACAUUUACCUGGGUGAGUCUCCAGUUUCUGUUCAUGCCAAAGAGUCUAUGGUCGCAGGUCUGCUCAAGAUGUGCGGGAAGUGAGCAGGUCAAAUUUCGAUCGCCAGCUAAGCCCCAGCUCAGCCGUGUUUCUCGCCUGACGAGCCCAGCACCGGGGGGAGGGGGAGAAGGCAAAGAACCAACGAUCUCGAACCGUGUGGUCGGCAACGAGAGAUCAGCGUCUAAGAAUACAUUGACACCUUC